Molecule: messenger RNA, 1161 nt
Organism: Colletotrichum karsti
Lineage: Eukaryota; Fungi; Ascomycota; Sordariomycetes; Glomerellales; Glomerellaceae
Exons: 4
Coding region: 1-1161 (386 amino acids)
Source: RefSeq, a predicted model, not a curated record
AUGACGCGUUACGAUAGUCCCGACGACAAAUUAUUGAGAGAAGAAGAGCGGCUUUUUCGUGACUGGCUCAAGGGUUUAGGAUACUCUCGCCCUGCAACCCGUGCCGAUCUGGGCGAGUAUGAGUUCACCGUCAAGAAACAAGUUCUGUUAUUCGAAAAAUCAGGCUCCGGCGCGCUUUAUGUCGAAUCCCUCAUCAGACGAUUUCCCGCCUCGGUGAGCUCGAAAAGGCUGCAUAUCAAGCUCCCGCCGGAGCUGUGGCUCGACGUCCUGGACUACUGCUCUCUUAAGCCGGACUACGUCCUCGUCGUCCCGCAGAGUACCACUCCCGACGGCAAACUGGUUCUAUGGGAGGUCCGAAACCGCCAAAGGUCUGGCAAGCCCCCAGCCGAGGAGGUCUUUGAGCUCGACCUGGCCUACCUAGACAGCAACCCGGGGGUUCUCCUUACCAGCAUCACGCACCAGGAUGUCAUCGCGCGGGUGGAAGGGGGUGAUUGCGGCGACUGCCUCGGAAAACGGGCGACGACAAGUGGUCGUCGUCGGGGGCUGCGGCCUUGUUCACGCUGUACCGGCUACUACUUCGCAAAGACCCCGCGCGACGGGAUGGAUCCUGCUUGGGGGGUAGUGAAGAAGAAGUGUGUGACGCUGGGAUAUGGCUACGAGGUGUUUACUGCUUGCGGCCUCCCGGUGCCGACUGAUAGAGAUGUGGACAAGCUUUCUCAUCUUCGUCUCGACGACCUGGUCGAGCGGAAACCGGUCCUCGUCCUCAACAAACUCGCGCUCAGUGCACGCUAUCUCGAAUCCCUCGUCCGCGAGACCAACAACAUCAUACGCCCGACCAACGGAAACACCACGUUGCCCCUUGAACUGUGGCUCGACAUCGUGGAAAUCGCUUUCGAGCAGUUGGCGUUUUCCCUCGUCGUGCCGGAGGCCGUCGAGGGCCUCGACACCCCGAACCCGACGCUCGUGUGCCGGGAGUUUACGGAGGCGCAGGAACUGGGCUGCUCCCGGAUUCAUCCCGCCGUCCCGUCUACGGUCUCCUGCUUUUUCUUCUUCGCUGCACUGCUGAUACGUGGCGUCGGCAAGGUGGGUGAGAGCCUCAAAGGGGGCAACGACAAGGUUGGCGUCGGCUCUGGUGGCUUUCGAACACGAGCGUCUUAUUGA